Messenger RNA from Gadus morhua (Atlantic cod), 2326 nucleotides. Its product is annotated as prostacyclin synthase. Lineage: Eukaryota; Metazoa; Chordata; Actinopteri; Gadiformes; Gadidae. The transcript has 10 exons. The record is from RefSeq and is a predicted model, not a curated record. Bases 60 to 1511 code for a protein of 483 amino acids. Gene Ontology annotation, molecular function: prostaglandin-I synthase activity; oxidoreductase activity, acting on paired donors, with incorporation or reduction of molecular oxygen; iron ion binding. Gene Ontology annotation, biological process: prostaglandin biosynthetic process.
AGUAACACUCGGCAAAGAAAGGGCAGUUUUCCUCCAGCGGCUGAUCUCAUACAGCAAACAUGAUUUGGACCUCCACGUUUCUCCUCAUCCAGGCGGUAAUCCUCUACUUCAUUCUGGCAAAGAGAUCCAGAUCCAGCACUGAUCCACCUUUAGACAAAGGUCUCAUCCCAUGGCUGGGUCACGCACUUGAAUUUGGCAGAGAUGCUGCAAAGUUCUUAAAUCGAAUGAAGAAAAAACAUGGCGACAUUUUCACGGUGCGCGUGGCCGGGCGCUACGUGACCGUGCUGCUUGACCCCCACUCCUAUGACGAGGUCAUCAAGGACCCCGUGUCUCUGGACUUCAGCCGCUAUGCACAGGUCCUCAUGGAGCGCAUCUUUAACCUGCGGCUCCCCGGACACAACCUAAACAAAGCUAAAGGCCUCAUGAAGAAGCAUUUCCAGGGGGGCAAUUUAGCCCUUCUCAACAGAACCAUGUGCAUGCAGCUCUCCUCCCUCCUGAAAGCAGAGGCGGCUCAGAACCGGAUGGACUGGAAAGUGGACGGAUUAUUUAGCUUCUCUUACAGCCUGCUCUUUAGAGCCGGCUACCUGACGCUGUUCGGGGGCGAGCAGAACAACAACGGAACAGACCCAGCCGAGGUCUACCGAGAGUACCAGAGGUUUGAGGCUCUCCUGACCAAGAUGGCAAGGGGCACGCUUAAACCAGAUGAGAAGCGGACCACCCAGGCGGCGCGUCAAAGGCUGUCUGAGUUUCUGGCCCCUGCAGGUCUGGGUGAGGCCCCUGGUUCGGGCCCCUGGGUUCAGGCCUACAGGAGGCUGCUUCAGGCCGAGGGGGCGGACGGGGACAUGCAGAGGAAGGCCCUCCUGAUGCAGCUCUGGGCCACGCAGGGAAAUGUCGGCCCUGCUGCCUUCUGGCUCCUCGGCUUCUUGUUGACAAACUCGGAGGCGUUGGCAGCCGUGCGAGAGGAGUUCACCAGGGUUUCACAAGUUGAAACGUCGCAGGAAAGCGCUGUGCGUACGCCAGUGUUUGACAGUGCCUUGGAGGAGGCGCUUAGACUCACUGCUGCCCCCUUCAUGACCAGAGAGGUAGUGAAGGAGAAGACGCUGCACAUGGCCGACGGCCGGGAGUACCUGCUCCGAAAGGGAGACAGAGUGUGCUUAUUUCCCUUCAUUAGCCCCCAAAUGGACCCCGAGAUUCACCAGGAGCCACAGGCGUUCAAGUAUGACCGAUUCCUCAACAAGGAUGGAUCAGAUAAGAGGGACUUCUACAAAGGAGGGAAGAAGCUGAAAUACUACACCAUGCCAUGGGGCGCGGGCAACAACGGCUGCGUGGGAAAACAGUUUGCCAUCGACACAAUACGACAGUUUGUGUACCUGGUGUUCUCCCAUUAUGAGAUGGAGCUGUGCGAUCCAGAGGCGGUGAUGCCGGAGUCUGAGGCCAGCAGCUACGGCUUUGGAAUGCUGCAGCCUGCCGGAGACCUGGAAGUCCGAUAUAAACUCCGAGCCUCGCUGUGAUGAGGGCUCACUCUUGGUACAUGUUAUGAGUACCCCACGCUGCACUACUUACGCACCUUUCUAGUACCAGUAUUGUUAUUGUGUUUUUUUAAUAUUUAUCUGGACCUGCAAAUAUGCCUGUAGAGUAUUUUUUUUACUAUUUGUAAGUAUUAUUAAAAUUAUAUAUAUGAAUAUAAAUAAUAUAUGUUUUGUACACCUGAAGAGACAAUAUGCCACACUUUCCACGGCACGAUAAUAAAUUCUAGUCUAAAUAUGACUCGCCAAGAACAACAUCAAUUAUUUUCAAAGGAAAUCCACGAUGAAAACUUUGACUCGUACUUGUGGAUGCCGAUAGAAGGAUUUAUUGGUGUUUAAAUCGAAAUAAGCACACAUCUCUCUCCCAUGCUUGUUUCUGUUGGGAUGAAGCCAAGUUUGGAUGUGUUUGUCAUGUUGAACGUGACAUACUAGCAGGACUUCACGCUGUUUUCCACUGAAACAUGAGUCUCCAUGGAAUACUGAGUGCAAUGGUUGCCCAUAUGGGCAGUUGAGCAGUUCAUUAGUCAUUAGUCUUUGUUUAAAACUUACUAGGCCAAACAACACCAUUAAUGGAUUGCAUUUGGUACACGAUUGUGAUGCAUAUAGUGUAAAUAAUGUAUUGUGUUUGUGGUGAAGUGUCAAAUGAAAUUCUAAGUGGUAGCUAGACCUGGCAACUGUGAAAAUGUAAAUAUGUGAUCGUGCUCUUGACUUUUUUUUUAAUUUGAAGCGUCCCCACAGUCUGUUAAUGCAAUGAUGCAACGAUCCUGAUAUAUAAUAAAUCCUGUUUAUUUUUAAACGCA